Messenger RNA from Diversispora eburnea, 402 nucleotides. Lineage: Eukaryota; Fungi; Glomeromycota; Glomeromycetes; Diversisporales; Diversisporaceae. The record is from the annotation of a GenBank genome assembly.
AUGGUCAAUCCCGUUAAGAAAACCAAGAUUGUUAAGAAACGUAUUCUGCCAUUUAAAAGGCAUCAGUCUGAUCGUUAUAAAUCAGUAAAGGAAGCAUGGAGGAAACCGAAGGGUAUUGAUAAUCGUGUUCGACGUCGGUUCAAAGGUCAACGUCCAAUGCCUAAGAUCGGUUACGGUUCGAACAAAAAAACUCGUCAUUUGAUGCCUAACGGUUUUAAAAAGUUCCUCAUUUCUAACGCCAAAGAAUUAGAAUUGUUACUUAUGCAUAAUAAAACAUAUGCUGCUGAAAUUGCCCAUAAUGUGAGUUCAAAGAAUCGGAUCGCAAUUAUUGAAAGGGCACAACAAUUAAAUGUUAGAGUCACAAACGCUAAGGCUCGUAUUAGAACCCAAGAAGUCGAUUAA